Molecule: messenger RNA, 3285 nt
Organism: Aedes aegypti (yellow fever mosquito)
Lineage: Eukaryota; Metazoa; Arthropoda; Insecta; Diptera; Culicidae
Gene: LPCAT
Product: lysophosphatidylcholine acyltransferase
Exons: 10
Coding region: 1006-2571 (521 amino acids)
Source: RefSeq, a predicted model, not a curated record
AGUUGUCAACGAGCGGUUGCGUCUUGUAGACGUGGAGAAAUUCAGGUUGGCAGGGAACAAUUCCGGAUCCGAACUGUAUAUCUCCCUUCCAAGAGUUGGUGUUUUUCUUCCCCGGGGAAGAAACAGAGGUGAAAAAUCAAUUUCAAUCUAUUCUAGUGCACCAAUUUGGGUGAAUAGUUUUCCACUGCGGUGGGAAAUUUGUGGAUAGUGAAAAGUGCCAGAAAAUAGGGUGGGAAAAUUGAUGUGCAUUUUUUAAGGCAAAGGUUGCUGCAAUCGAGUAUCGAAUGGUGUUGCAGCCAUAACAGCCAGUGUACAGUGAAGUAAUGCAAAUCGUGCAAAAAAUAUGAAGUCUGUUCAAUAAAAUUCGUCUUCUUCAUAAAUCGGGUGCCCCGAAGAGUGCGAUGGUGUUUGUGAAAUUUAUCGUUUUUGUACGGAGCUAACUGCGCGAUUGGAUCGUUGGAUAUAAAAGAAGAAGGAAGAGAGGUCUUUUUUCGCAAAUUUUUCUUCCUCAUCUGCCUAGCGCUAGCGACUUUGCGUGGCUGUGGAUCUCUUCUUGUUGGUGGUGUUCGCGCGAAAUGAAGCACAAGUGAAAAUACAAUAUUCCUGCUGAUCAAGCAAAAACCUAAAUGUAGAAUGCAAUUGGUGUAGUGUUAAAGAUCGCAUAGAGGAAGUUCCUCUACGAGGGCGAGGUGAAAGUUACUGCACUCUGCUGUUUGUCAAGUGCAUCGACGUCAUAACAAAGGAGAAGUGUUGGAAAUAACGUAGGUGCGGGGAGCAGUCGUUGUCGUUGCAGAGGAAUUUCGCGCAAUCUCCGGGUCUGCGCCAAAACCAUUUGAAUAGCUGCUCAUAAUACACACUAUUACGUCUUGGGCAGCACGCGGUGAGGUACCGUUAGAAGAGCCGCGUGCGCGUGGAGCAUAGCAGACGAGUGGGGUGUGAUAUAGCAGAAGAAGAAACUGGCAAUUGGGGCGUUGUAUUUUUAAGCGUGGCGCUAAGAUAAACACCAUGGAAUCGACGACGACGGCAGUCACGGGAAAUGGCAUUCAGAAACAAGAACCGGAUGCAACGAGCAGGGCGCCGCCGGCGAUGAUGAGUAAAAAUCAGAUGCAGAAGCAACCGAAGGAGAUUCACUACGUCAAUCCGUUUGUGCACAAACUUAUUUGGGACGAUCCCAUUGAUAAAGUGAAGACCGUAUUCCUGACAGUAUUUCUGAUGCCAUUUCGGGUGAUACUCAUUCUAGUAUGCCUGAUGAUAGCGUGGUCGUUAGCAACUAUUGGACUGUAUGGCUUAUCCCGGGAGGAGCUAAGGACAAAACCACUCUCCGGAUGGAGGCGACAGCUUCGUUGUUAUGUGGCAGUAGUGAUGCGAGCAUUAUUCCUGUUCGGUUCGUUCAACCUGAUCCGGAUGAAGGGCGAACGGGCAUCACCGAAGGAGGCCCCGGUGAUCUGUGUGGCCCCGCACACCGCCUUCUACGACUCGAUCUGUGUGGUCCUGUUUGGACCGUCGGCGGUAGUGGCCAAGUACGAAACCGCGUCGCUCCCGUUUUUCGGAAAGCUCAUUGACUAUGCCCAGCCCAUUUACGUGUGCCGCGAAGAUCCCAACUCGCGGCAAACCACCAUCAAGGAGAUUAUCGAACGUGCCAACUCCAAAGAAGACUGGCCUCAGAUUCUGAUCUUCCCGGAGGGAACCUGCACUAAUCGGACGUCGUUGAUUCAGUUCAAGCCCGGUGCAUUCUAUCCGGGCGUUCCAAUCCAGCCGGUUCUGGUGCGGUACCCGAACAAGGUUGACACCGUCACUUGGACCUGGGAGGGACCGGAUGCAUUUCAACUGUUGUGGCGGACCCUAACACAGUUCCACACGUACUGUGAAAUUGAAUUUCUGCCCGUAUAUCACCCAAGUGAAGAGGAAAAGAAGGACCCCAAACUGUACGCACGGAACGUGCGUAAUCUUAUGGCCCGCGAGUUGGGUAUUCCCAUUUCCGAUUACACAUUCGAUGACUGCAAGCUGAUGUCGUUCGUCAAAAAUAUCAACAUGCCAUAUCCUCAGUUUAUUGCUGAUAUCGAAAAGCUGCGAAAAGAGCUCGGACUUAACAAACUCAACGUGGAGGAACAAUUGGUAGCGGAGGGACCCCGAUUUACAGAUGAGAACAGCUAUCUGACGAUAGAGGAGUUUUCCAAGCGAUUAAACAUCCCGGCCAAUAGCGAGUCAACAAAGAAACUCUUCCGAAUAUUUGUUAAGCCUGAACGCGGUUUGGAUGUGAUCGACGUUAGAGAAUACCUGUUGCUAUCCCUGUUCCUAAUUACGUUAUAUUCGCCAAAAAUGAACUACGUUCGAGUAUUGUUCCAGCUUCACGGUGAUCGCGGGAAGGUCACUCGACAAUCAUUCUACGACACACUGAAGUACCUAGUGAAGAUCAGUCCACAGGAGGCAGCCACUAUCUUCAUGACAGCAGAUAGUGAAAAUUUGGGUGAAAUUUCAUAUGAUCAAUUUUCCAAAGUGCUGGACAAAUACCCAGCAAUCCAGAAGAAGCUCCAGAAAAACAAUGACCCCAACAACAUGAAGCUUAAUUAAGCGCGCGUAACGUGCGUCCGAUAGUUGAUAGUACAUAGCUGGAACCAUCCCGUUGAUAAGAUCUAUAUUUUUAAUUUAACCUAACCUUAAAACCAGCAGAAGCAGGAGCAGCAAGCACUCUGAGUGAUACGAAACCUGGAGAUCAUCGGAAGUCUACUUAACCUCAUAGAAAAAGCUAUUUAUUAUUUAUUGUGUUCGUAAUACAAUAGACCGUAUGGUAGCCGCCAUGUGAGCGGAAACGACAUUACUACAUUAGUGGCAUCAAGUCCAGUUUUUGCUAGAUCUUAUGUUACUCUCGGUGUGAAAACAUCGUAAUACCACUUUAGGGCAAAAUGACUGAAAGCUUCCCAUACAUGAUCGUUUAGGUAAAGAUAUUGUACGCGAAAUGUAUUGUACAUGGUGAAUAAAUCGCAGAAUCAAAAAACGGAUGUGUAAGUAUUUCAGAAUGAUGAUAUUGUAUCAAAUACUACAAGCUGUUUGGUGUGACUUGUAACUCGGAAUAUCGAUUUGUGUCUAAUGUAAACUGUCUUUCAAUAGCUUUUGACACAAGAAAAAUCCAUGUCUCUAAUUAAUACAAAGCAGUAUACACAGCUUAGGCGUUAGUUGCUAGCUACUCAGUAUAGCGAACUGGACUGGUUUAUGUGACGUGUAUUUAUGUUCCAGAAUAAAUUGGUUAGAGAUGAGAUGUUUUUGAUGGAGAUGUGAAUGAGUAAA